This is a messenger RNA of Colletotrichum tamarilloi, 357 nucleotides long. RefSeq lists its product as uncharacterized. The record is from RefSeq and is a predicted model, not a curated record. The coding region runs from base 1 to 357 and encodes 118 amino acids. The transcript has 2 exons. NCBI's taxonomy places the organism in Eukaryota, Fungi, Ascomycota, Sordariomycetes, Glomerellales, Glomerellaceae.
AUGGCAGACGCAAAGCAAGGAGGCGAUCUUUACGAUAUGGCUAAGGACGGAACCAGAGUUCCUGGAGAUGCUGGCAAGCAAAACAUCAUAAAGUCUGUUCCCAACCCGCACCAGCAGGAAUCAGCUGCUGGUGGGCUUGGGUCUACAACUUUGCACGGCGCCGCAGACAACGCAUUGAACACCAACGAGGGAAGAGCGUCCGGAGUGGGCGAGGGAAUCAGUGCUACCGGUCACGAGAUUCCUCAGUCGGUGACGGGCAAGCCUGGAGGCCGAGGGGGGACGCAAAGCUCUGAGGAUGUCAGGGCUGCAACGGGUGCGUUUUACACAAAGGGGGGCCGGUCGAAGGAUGAUGAGUAA